UUCUAGGGCUGUAAGAACACACUCAGCAGAGUCAGCCAAGUGCUAAUACCUUACCUGCGCCCACACUCGCUCGGGGAGGGGCAGAGUGAACAGCUUUAGUGAGGAUUUGCUCCGUAUUAACCCCGAGAGGGGACAGAGCCAGCAGGAGUACAACGAAGACCGACUCGACAGGCGUGUGCAGUAAAACAAGACAAGCGUUUUAUUCUGCACAAAACAAGCGUGCAUGAUGGGAAGGCAGUGCAGCGGUGGGAUUAAAGCGAGAGGUCGGUACACUAAAAGAGAAAGAAAAAUCUGUCAAAAGGAGAAUAACAAAUAAAGAUGUGUUGUGUGUUCUGCACGAAGAUGUCAACCUGAGAGCCGGUGCAUGAUGGGACACCAUAAUGUGCCACUCAUGUACACCUACAAUCGUUCCCACAGGGAUAAACGCAGAUCCAGCAAACUGCAGCCCUACACAACAAACGACAACCUGAACUAUGCAUUAGGAGCCAUCAGAGUCCUCGGUCUGGAGCUGAUCGCAGACGAACUGAAACCACAUCUGAACACGGUGCUGACCACCAUUAAGGAGAGGAAGAAAGGUGCUGCUGAGCAGGUGGUGAUCAGUGGGAUCCUGCCCAUUCUGUCUCUGUGUCUGAGGAGCAGAGGGCCUCUCGCUCUGCUGACCGCCAAACUGGUGGCUGAACUCGCCAAAGAAUCUGUGGUUCGUAAAGGUUUCGGUGACGCCGGUCUGGUUACGGCUGUGCUAUCAGUGCUGACCAGUCCAGACCAAGAACUGCUCCUCCACACCGUAAGAGCCAUCUCACGCAUGGCUUAUGACAGCUCUAAGCUGCAGGAGCUGCUCCUCCGUCGAGGUGCGGUGCCUCGCCUUGUUGCCAUCCUGCUCCGGUUCCCUGAUAAGGAGGCGCUGGAGGAGGUGUGCCUGCAGGCCCUCUGUAACCUCAGCGGCAUGGGAGUGGCCGAGGAGGCCGGCAUGGUCUGGGAGAGGGGUGCGUCCAUGAGGCCGGGGGAGUCCGUCUUUCAUGGCGUUUCUCCUCACAACUGUGGCUUCGCCUCCUCCGUGACUCUGGUGUGCGUGUCUCAGUGGGCGCCGGGUCAGUACGCGGUCAACAUCGAGGUGUUCCAGCGUUGCUCCUCCUCUUUCUGGAACCUUCACGGGAACAAACGGACCACUCGUUGGUUCCCGUUCUCCGGCUUGGGAAGCUGCUCAAAUCUGUACAAGGUGAUCAAGUUCUCUACGAGGAACGUUCCCCGAAUCAAGAGCCUGAAGACUCGCGUGUUCCACACUUUCCUUUGACACAUCAAAUACUGCAAACUGACCUCACAGGCAGCUAAAACUCUGAGGGGAGUACUAUAACCUCUCUAAUUACACCACAAAUCACUGGUAGCUACACACCAAACCAUCAGGGGAACGUUUACUCAACAUAAACCUGGACAUGCACACUUGGACAUGUUCACACUGUAAAUGCUUCCACAUGUCUCCUGUCUAUUCCUGUUGACUUUUAUCUCCUACUUUUGUUCCGUUCUUUGGCAUUUUGACUUUUACAACCUCUCGCUUAAUGUUAAAUACAGUCAGUCGGAGCUCAUUUCAGAGAUUCAGCUAUCAUGGUAUCCGAUGCCACGCGGUACUGUUAUUAUAUUAAUUAUAUAUAUUAUUAUAUUAUAUUAUAUUAUUAUAGUACUGGGUUUUGUGCAAUAGUUGAAUGCUAUAAAUGUAUCCAAACUUGAAAACCUUAAAAAUUAAUGCUAUAAUGAUAUUUUUUAUAAUGAGUUUGUA
Sebastes umbrosus (honeycomb rockfish) is the source of this 1771-nucleotide messenger RNA. RefSeq lists its product as uncharacterized. Bases 365 to 1291 code for a protein of 308 amino acids. The record is from RefSeq and is a predicted model, not a curated record. Gene Ontology annotation, biological process: positive regulation of GTPase activity. The transcript is spliced from 5 exons. NCBI's taxonomy places the organism in Eukaryota, Metazoa, Chordata, Actinopteri, Perciformes, Sebastidae. Gene Ontology annotation, cellular component: cytosol. Gene Ontology annotation, molecular function: protein binding; guanyl-nucleotide exchange factor activity.